UGGUACGCUCCGCCGGCGGGGCCGUGUUCCCGCCUUCGGGGGAGCGCGCGGGUUCCCUCAGGUGCCUGUGAGGGCCCGGGGGGAUUGUGGGGAGCCGGAAAACGACGGGAAUGUUUGAAACGCCUCCUAUUGAAUAGUAACUACAUUUAGUUGAGAAAAAAAUGAAUCGCAGUGAUGAAGAAACGAUGAAAAAAAACAGUGUGGUGAACCUUGAUAAACUUUUAGAUGACUUCUCAGAGAUAGAAAAGAAAAUAUCAGAAAUUAAUGAAGCAAACAACCUACUGAUUCAUCAGCUGGAAAAAUGUAACAGGUUGCUAACAUUAAGCCAAUCAAAGGAGGAAUCAAUAAAAGAAGAAUGCACUACUUUACAGAAUGUGAUAAGUGGUCUAACACAAACCAUUGAAAGCCAGUGUAAUGUCAAAGAUGAAAAUGAUAGACUGAAGGAUACCAUUCACACCUUGGAAGAUAAAUUAAAGGCUUCUGAAGAGGAAUAUAAAGAUCAGAUAGAGAAACUCAUGAAAGAAAUUAAAAACAAAGAGGACGACCAUAAAUUAGAAAUAACACAGUUGAAUUGCGAUAUAAGGAAAAAAUUUGAAGUAAAAGAAAUGGAGUAUAGAGAAGAGAGAGAGAAAAAAGAACUGGAAAUACUAGAGCUAACGAGACAGCUGAAAAUUCAAAAUGAAGAGAAGCAAAAUGAAAUAAUUAAACUGCAGAUAGAGUUCAAUGCUAAAUUAGCAAGAGCUCAGGAUAAAACCACCAAGUCAUUUUCAGAUGCUUCUGUCUUGCCACAAAGUAUCUAUCGAAGGAAGCUGCAGCAUCUCCAGGAGGAGAAAAACAAGGAAAUUGAAUUUCUCCGAAACACCAUAAAAGACUUAGAACAACGUCUUCAUAAAGGCCAAGACUUGCACUUAAAACGGAAGCGAUUUUGAGUAAAUGACAUGAAGUAUUUCAGUAGUACAUACAAUGCAAAAUACAGACAGUGUAUUUAAACUGUGUAUCUCAAAGUCAAAACAAUAUAUGAAGAUAGUAUUUUUUAUUGAAAACACUCUUGUCAAAUAUUCCAAAGGCAUGCACUCUGUGUA
Molecule: messenger RNA, 1082 nt
Organism: Chiroxiphia lanceolata (lance-tailed manakin)
Lineage: Eukaryota; Metazoa; Chordata; Aves; Passeriformes; Pipridae
Gene: CCDC152
Product: coiled-coil domain containing 152
Exons: 9
Coding region: 162-929 (255 amino acids)
Source: RefSeq, a predicted model, not a curated record